AUGAGGGUGUGCAGCAGCCCGAUAGAACCACCCACGCUGUCGGGUUCGACGAUCCAAGGGUGUUUCAAAUCUGCGGGCAAACUCAAGUUCCAGAAAAUCAUUGAAUGGAACACGAUCGGGUCAUGCGGCAACGAUCUCUGCCGCGCAGAGGGCUUCGAGGUUGGCGGCACGACAGGCGGGAACCAAUGCUGGUGCGGCCACAAGUACCCGCCCAAGGAUGAUCUGGUGGACUCCAAGAAUUGCGAUGUCGGUUGCACAGGUUUUGGCGAGCACGCAUGCGGUGGCCUUGACUUCUGGACCAUUUACCACACCGGCAUUACGCUGUCCGUUAAGUACGAAGACUCGCCCAAAAAAUCGACAAGCUCGGACGCCCCCAAAGCGACGGAAACCGACUCAUCCCCCCAGGAGACCGUCGUAGUCACGGCGUCGCCCACCAGCGAGCCGGAGGGCGAACAGGGCUCUGGCAGCAGCCCCAAUGUGGCCGGCAUCGCCGCCGGAGUCGUCGUAGGAGUCGUAGUAAUUGCGGCGUUACUGGGUGGCGGCUAUUUAUACAUGCGCCGCAAGCGGAACCAAGAGAUCGAGGAGGAGCACCGUCGUAACGCCGCAGUCAAUGCCUUUAUCGGCAAACCUCCUAGGAGCAGCGGAGGCACAUCCACAACGGAUUCCCGGAUGGACCCAGUGAUGGCCCACCGGAGGAUGAGUGACGGCAGCAUCGCCGACAACCAAGAUUACUCCAGGAGGAUCCUUCGUCUACGGGGAUGGUUCGCGGUGGGUUGGUCCGUAAUUUCCAAGGGGAGUUAUUUUAGGAGAGGCUUUAACAAGGUGUAUCGCGGUCUGAGGAAGAUUCUAGAUUGCUGUUCGGGUUUUUGCAUUGUGCUGAGUUCCAAAGCCCUGGGUUCUCAAUCUCGACUCGGGAAGUCAUGGGCGCACAAGUGGAGCGAGCUUGGGGAGACCGUCCAGGUGGUCCGGAGUGGUUAUCUCUCCCGGUGUUCCAAGAACCUGGCCCGCGGUAGCUCGCGGAAAUCUGGGUUCGGACCCACGGGUAUGUGCUCAAGGCUCUCCAAAAGCUUGACUGAGAAAAGAAAGGCUGAUUUCGCCGUGAAGGCCGCCAAUGACGAACAACAGUUACACUCAUCCCUGUUGUUGAUAAACCUUUAUGGUUGGGUAUUUGGUGAUGUUUCGGAGGUCGGCGCGGCAACACCACUUCACACAAUCGCCGACGUUAGCCGAGCCCGCCCGGACGUCAUCCCACAACAAGGGAAAACGACAAAGCGUGGACUUCCAACAGCACCUCCACACCUCCAAGUCGCCGACUACAGCAUCACGCUGCCGGACAAUCAAUCCACUCAAGAUGCCUCCGAGAUUUACUCUGACGCUCAAAGCGUCGGCUACCCUGCACGUCGCCGGCCGAAUGGCGCCCCGAAUGUGAGGACACAACCGAGACCACACCGGGCCCCUCAUCCAAUUACCCACCUGCCCGCCUCGAACUCGGGUCACAUCCGCAUCCUCGAGCUCAAUCGACCGGCGGCACGCAAUGCCAUCUCCCGGGGGCUGCUGUCAUCUCUGCGCGAAGAGAUUGACGCCCUCAUUCUGCGCCGGGCGCAGACCUCAAAGAGCGCAAGACAUUCACCCAGGAGGAAAACGGCCGCAUUCCUGCUCACCCUCCGCACGACGCUCACCUCCCUCUCGACCCUCCCCAUCCCCACCAUCUCCGCCAUCUCCUCCCUCGCCCUCGGCGGCGGCCUCGAGCUCGCCCUGUCCACGCACUUCCGCGUCCUCACCUCCAACGCCGUCGUCGGCCUCCCCGAGACCCGCCUCGGCAUCAUCCCCGGCGCGGGCGGCACCCACCGCCUCCCCGCACUCAUCGGCGUCCCGCGCGCGCGCGACCUCAUCCUGACGGGCCGGCGCGUCUCCGCUCCCGAGGCGUAUUUUCUCGGUCUUGCGGACAGGUUGGUCGAGGUCCCGCCCGCGGGGGGCGCGCAGGCGCAGGAGUUGGAGGGGAUGGGGGAGAAGGAGAGGGAGGUCGCGGUGUUGGUGAUGGCAAGGCGGGCCGCGCUGAGUGAGGCGGUGAGGCUGGCGGGGGAGAUUUGUGAGGGCGGACCAAUUGCGGUGCGGGCGGCGAUUCGGGCGGUGGAGGAGCCUAGUGAGGUGGUGGAGAAUCAGAUGUAUCAGAGGGUGGUAAGGACGGAGGAUCGGGAUGAGGCGUUGAAGGCGUUUGCGGAGAAGAGGGUGCCUGUUUUUAAGGGGAGGUGA
Molecule: messenger RNA, 2253 nt
Organism: Chaetomium globosum CBS 148.51
Lineage: Eukaryota; Fungi; Ascomycota; Sordariomycetes; Sordariales; Chaetomiaceae
Exons: 7
Coding region: 1-2253 (750 amino acids)
Biological process (GO): fatty acid beta-oxidation
Cellular component (GO): mitochondrion
Molecular function (GO): enoyl-CoA hydratase activity
Source: RefSeq, a predicted model, not a curated record